AUGGUUGUCCACUGUGAAUUCCACCGGGGAGCCGGUUUUGACGUUGACCACGAGCGAGCUGAGGCCGACUCCAAACAGAAUGUACAGCAGCGGCGAGCCGAAACAGGCGUGCAGGCCCGUGAGCGCGAGUCCCAAGGACGAGAGCGUGCUGUUGGUGAUGAGGUCGCCGAUCGAGUUGCCCAUGGAGAGCACCGUGAGCCCCAGCACGGACUCGUCGACGCCGUAGAUGGUGCCGGUGUUUUUCAGGAUGUUGACGAUCUCGGAGGCGGCGGCCGUGAUGAGGUUGAGCACGUUGACGAAGCCGACGAGCGCAGAAACGGCCGGGAACAGACGACGGUAGAACGUGUGGCCAAAGGUGCUCAGCACGAGAUUGGCAACGAACAGGACCACCGUCAGUUGCAGCACCUGUGCCGAAAACUCCUGGAGGACGACCAGCGGCGUGAGCAGCAGCUGGAGGUGGAAGAGCCGCACGUUGAGGUCGAAUUCUCUGCGCGAGUUGGCGGGCGUGGGCACGGCGACGUUGAUGCAAAAGGCGAGCGGGAGCGUGGCGAUGUUGAAGAGCGACUCGAACGGCUUGUUGCGCAGGGCCAGCCGGCCGUAGUUGGGGAUCAGCUUGGUUUUCCACGAGACCUCGACGGGCUCUGUGGACAGGAUCGUCGAGAUCGACGCCGCCGACGCGACGGACGACGUUCGCGAGAGCGGUGUUGGUGGCAGCAGCCGGUCGUCAGCAGAGACCGGCGACUGCGGCGUGUCGUCGUCGGCGGGCGUGAUGACGAUGUGCGACGGCACGGGAACCUCGUGCUGCCGCGUCUGGCCUGUCUCGUCGCCCGAGUCGCCGCGGUAGUAGUUGGCUAUAUGUUUGAGGUCGCACGUCCGGAAGGCCAGCUUGAUGGAGUCUGCCAGCGACAGCCGAAAGCUCUGGCCCGUCUCGAGACUCUCGAUGUUCUGCUCGAACGUGUCGACGGCCGUGGCUUCUGUUUCGGCGCUUGUCUGGUCGUGGACCUUGGGCCGCGUGUCGGCAAGCAGCUUAUCGGGACUGAGGAAGCUGAUCAGAAUGUAUGUUGCGUACAGCAGACACAUGGCGAUGCUCUCGGGCAGCUUGAUCUUGCCGUCGACCAGGAAAAGCAGCGACAGCGCCACCAGCGUGAGGAACAGAGCCACAUCCCUGACAAACGAGGUGUAGUCCACGGUGAACGGCCGCACAAUGGCCAUGGUGCCGACCACCACGGUGAGCGCGAAAUUGGCGGACCCAAGCAGCUCGCCGAUGGCCAGGGCCGUGGAAUCGGAGUUCAUGGCGAUCCACGUCGACAGAAUGUCGGGAGAGCCGUUGGCAAAGGCCAGCAGCGUGAGUCCCGACAGCUUCUCGCCCAGAUUGAGCAGUCUGGCCAGAAACGUGAGGUUGGGCGUGAGGUAAUUGGACGCCAGAAACCCAAGCACAAAGAACAGCGUCGAGGUCAGCCCCAUGAACAUGCUCACCACGAGCCACGCAGGCAUGUGCGACAGAAACCCUGA
Molecule: messenger RNA, 1512 nt
Organism: Ogataea angusta
Lineage: Eukaryota; Fungi; Ascomycota; Pichiomycetes; Pichiales; Pichiaceae
Exons: 1
Coding region: 1-1512 (503 amino acids)
Source: RefSeq, a predicted model, not a curated record